CUUUCGGUAUAAUGAAAAGAAGAAUUUCACAAACUAUGAUUAAAUUUCAUCAUUCAAGGUGUAAAAAAUUAUAAAUUGGUUGUGUAUUAUUUCUUAAAUUUAAUUAAAAGUUUAGUUUUUAAAACUUCAACUUCAAGUGCAGUGUACACAUGCGAAUUUCUGUCAAAACAGUUUAAUGUACAAAUCGAAAUCAUAAAAAAUUUCAGUAUUCAAUAUAUUUUGAAACAGACACCGAAAUUAAAAUCACAAAAUGUUCAAACAUAACCUCAAAGGAAUAAUGCGGCUGCAAAUAAGAAAUUUUCAUCGGAAUUUAAUCCGAUCGUACGUGACAAAAGUAUCAACAAAAACUAAAAUUACUCCUCCUGUAACUCAAAGAGAAAAAUAUAUUGUUGGAAAAGUAUAUAGUGGAUUUAAAGUUACAAAUAUAGAACCAAUCACCGAAUUUUCGAUGGAAGCAAUACAUUUCGAACAUGAAAAAACAGGCGCUGAAUAUUUACAUUUAUACAGAGACGAUGCUAAUAAUGUAUUCUCGAUAAAUUUUCGUACAACACCAAGGGAUAAUUCAGGUAAACCACAUAUCUUAGAACAUACAGUUUUAUGUGGUUCCGAAAAAUAUCCAAUUAAAGAUCCAUUUUUCAAAAUGUUAAAUCGAUCGUUAGCAACUUUUAUGAAUGCAAUGACGGCUCCAGACUACACAAUGUAUCCAUUUAGUACGACAAAUGAAAAGGAUUUUCGUAACUUACAAUCAGUUUACCUGGAUGCGGUUUUUAAUCCAAAGUUAAAAUUAUCCGAUUUUAUGCAAGAAGGUUGGCGACUUGAGCAAAAAGAUUUAAAUGAUCCACACUCGGAAAUUAUCAUUAAAGGAGUGGUAUAUAAUGAAAUGAAGGGGGUUUUAGCUGAAAAUGAGCGAAUAAUCGGGGAAAAAUUAUUAAAUAUGUUGUUACCAGAUCACACGUAUGGUGUUAUCAGUGGUGGAGAUCCGUUAGCAAUUCCUGAUUUAACGUGGGAAGGAUUAAAAAACUUUCAUCGUGUUCAUUAUCAUCCUAGUAAUAGUAAGUUUUUCUCCUACGGCAAUUUUCCCGUACAACCAACUUUAGAGUACAUCAAUGAAAAUUAUUUGAAAAAUUAUUCAAAGAUCGAUACAAAACAUACCGCAGUACCAAGUCAAACUCGAUGGAAUGAACCUCGAAGGGCUGAAAUUAGGGGUCGUUUUAGCGAAAUUGGCCAAGCGAAACAACAUUCCUUGGUAAUUGGAUACUUGAUGAACGAUAUUACGGAUGUUUAUAGCACGCUGGUCAUGCAAUUUAUAAGCGAAUUAUUGGUGAAAGGUGUUAAUUCACCAUUUUAUAAAUCGUUAAUUGAACCGAAUUUUUCGGGCGGUUACAGUACACAAACUGGAUACGAUAGUCAAAUAAAAGAUACAAUUUUUGUACUUGGCUUACAAAGUGUUGAGGAGAAAGAUUACGAUAAAAUUUUACGAAUAUUUGAUGAAACUAUCGAUGAUGUUGUGAAAAAAGGUUUCGAUCCCGAACAAAUCGAAAAUAUUCUUCAUGGAUAUGAGUUAGGUAUCAAACAUGAAUCAACCAAUUUUGGUUUACGACUUUUAUUUAAUUUAUCACCAUUAUUGAAUCAUAAUGCUGAUAUUUUAAAAUCGUUAAAAGUGAACGAAUUAAUUGGACGAUUAAAGAAAGAUAUUGCGGAUCAUCCUGAUUUCUUACAAAAAACCGUCGCAGCACGAUUUCAACAUAAUCGACAUAAAUUAAUAUUAUCGUUAAAACCUGACGUUAAUUAUGAUAAAGAACUUAACGAAGCUGAAAAAAAAUUACUUGAAUCGAAAGUUGCUAAUAUCGAUGGAGUUCGACGUCGUGAAAUAUUUGAACUAUCCAAAACAUUACAAGAGGAACAAAAGAAACCACAACCAAUGGAAAUACUACCAACGCUAGUUAUUGAUGAUAUUCUUAAAAAAACUCCUCCAACAAAUGCAUCGAUUGUGGUUCACGAUCGUGUUCCAAUUCAAAUUUGUGAAGUUCCAACAAAUGGGAUCACAUAUUUGAAAAUGUUAAUUGAUACAUCAAAAAUUAAGGAUAACGAUCAUAAAAUGUUGAUACCAGUAUUUAAUUACGUGAUUAGUCGAUUAGGGACCAAAAAAUAUAAUUAUCGUGAAUUUGAUACGUUAAUCCAUAAGAAAACAAGUGGUUUGUCGAUAUCCACACAUAUUGCUGAAAAUUUAAACAAUAUUGAUGAAUUCCAACAAGGCAUUUCGUUAUCUUCCUAUUGCUUGGAUUCGAAUUUGGAGGACAUGUUGAAUAUUUGGAACGAAAUAUUCUCAAUUGAGACUCUAAAUGAUGUUAAACAAUUUGAACUGUUGGUUAAAUUAUAUGUAACGAAUUUAACGAACGGUAUCGCGGAUUCUGGACACGCUUAUGCGAUGUCUUCCGCAAAUAGUAUGAUUUUAGGUUCUUGUUACCAACAAGAAGUUUUAUCAGGACUUGCGCACAUUAAAUAUAUGAAACAAUUAGUAAAAGAUAUGAACUGCGAAGAUAUUUUGAAAAAAAUUCAAGAAAUGGCCGCAAUAGUAUUUAAUAAACAAAAUCUUCGGGUUGCAUUUAAUUGUCUACCAGAAAAUCGUAAUCAAGUACUAUCAAAAGUCGAAUCAUUUAUAUCUCAAUUACCGGGUGCACAAAAUUCAGAAACAAACAGACCAAUAUAUAAAACAGUACCGGUUUUUGAGCCACAAAAUGGUAUCGAAUGUAAACAUCACUCCCUAAAUAUUCCAGUUUAUUUUGCAUCAAAAGCUGUUAAAGGUGUUUCGUAUACAGAUGAGAAAUUUGCACAUUUAAGAAUUUUAGCGCGAUUAAUUACUGCGAAAUAUUUAUUCCCUGCAAUUCGAGAAGCUGGUGGAGCGUAUGGUGCUGGAGCAAGAUGUGGCUCAAAUGGAGCUUUUACAUUUUUCAGUUAUCGUGAUCCUAGUCAUUUUCAAACAUUGAAAGUUUUCGAUGAGACACAUCAGUAUGUAGAAAAUAAACUUAAAGAUUUAACGGAUCAAGAUAUAUUUGAAGCGAAAUUAAAUGUUUUCCAAGCAAUUGAUGCACCAAUAAUCCCUGCAUCGAAAGGUAAUUCGUUAUUCUAUUCAGGUUUAACGGAUGAAAUGUUACAAAAACAUCGUGAGACUUUAUUGGGAGUCAAUAAGAAUAAUCUUUAUGAUGUUAGUCAAGAAUUCUUAUCGUCUCAAUCAACAACAAAAAUGGCGAAAGUAAUUCUAGGACCAUCAAUUUCUAAUUUUGAUAAAGAAGUGAAAUCAAAUGAACAUUGGACUGUUGAAAAAACUGAUACGUCAUAAUUCUUGAGCUGCUUAAAGAAUUAUUA
This is a messenger RNA of Chrysoperla carnea, 3366 nucleotides long. Its product is annotated as presequence protease, mitochondrial. NCBI's taxonomy places the organism in Eukaryota, Metazoa, Arthropoda, Insecta, Neuroptera, Chrysopidae. Bases 251 to 3340 code for a protein of 1029 amino acids. Gene Ontology annotation, biological process: protein processing. The record is from RefSeq and is a predicted model, not a curated record. Gene Ontology annotation, cellular component: mitochondrial matrix. Gene Ontology annotation, molecular function: metal ion binding. The transcript is spliced from 2 exons.